AACCCUUCGGGGGCGAUGUGCAGCGGCAGAGCCGGGCGGGGGCUCAGCUCCAUGGGUACCCCGGGACCGAGAGGUGCUCGGACCGUGCGGGAUGCGGCCCUGGGAUGCGCGCGGUGCCGCUGGGAGGGAGCAGGGGGACGGGACCGCGGCGGCGCGCGCGCUGCCUUCAUCCCCCCUUCCUCCUCCUCCUGCUCUCUUCCUCCUCCUCCUCCGGGAGCGCGCUCGCCCAGCCGGGAGCGAGCAGCCGGCGGGAGGAUGCUGCAAACGGCGGCGGAGGCGGGCGGCUGGGCAGGCAUGAAGCGACCCCUGAGCCCAUCCCACAGCCCUGAGAGCGGUUUGCGGCUGGUGGAGGUGACCAGCUGCCCACCUGGCCCGCCUGAGCAGCGCACGAAGCGGGAGAAGAAGCACCAAUCGUUCACACUCUGCGAGGUCUGCAACAUCCAGCUGAACUCAGCCGCGCAGGCGCAGAUCCACUACAACGGAAAGUCCCACCAGAAGCGCCUCAAGCAGCUCAACAAGGGCAAGAUGCCGGCGGCACAAGGUCCCUCCGGACACAGCAGCCCCCUCCUCGCAUCGCUGCCGAUCCCCGGGCGGCCGCUGCACUCCCCGCUGGACAUCAAACACUUCCUGACCUUCCGCCUCAACGGGACGUCCCCGCUCAACCUCUUCCCCAACUUCAACACGAUGGACCCGGUGCAGAAGGCCGUGAUCAGCCACACCUUUGGGGUGCCCGCCCCGCUCAAGAAGAAGCAGUUCAUCUCCUGCAACAUCUGCCACCUGCGCUUCAACUCUGCGAACCAGGCAGAAGCCCACUACAAAGGCCAUAAGCACGCCCGGAGGCUGAAAGCCAUCGAGGCCAUGAAGAGCAAGCAGAAGGCAGUGGGGGCCGUGGGCAGGGACAGCACGGCCGACUUCACCCCCGGUCUGGAGGGUGAUGAGGAUCCCAGCAGUGCAGCCCCCCCCAGCGACCCCAAGGAGACGGAUGGCGACGGCCCCGACGUGGCGCUGCCGCCCGGCUCCGAGCAGCCGCCCGCAGAGCUGCCGGGCAGUGCCGCCCCGCUGGGCUCCCCGCCGCCCUCCGAGCUGUCCGAGGCCGCGUCCGACGCCGCCAGCAUCACCUCCUCGGCCGCGCACGGAGCGGAGGCGCAGACGGCCGAGUCGGGCAGCAGCAGCGGCUCAGCGCCCGACGGCGAGAAGGAGGGCAGGAAGGGCAAACAGCACCUGUACUGCCCCACGUGCAAGGUGACCGUCAACUCGUUGUCCCAGCUGGAGGCUCACAACACGGGCGCCAAGCACAAGUCCAUGCUGGAAGGACACAGCGCCCAGCUGCGGCGUGGCCGGGGGAAGCUGCUGGCCCGGGCAGGGCACAAAGCCAAGAGAAUCGGCAACAAAGGCAGCAUCAACAUCCAGAACAAGGCGUUCCACUGCCAAGUGUGCGAGAUCUACGUGAACUCGGAGACCCAACUCAAACAGCACAUGAGCAGCCGGAGGCACAAAGACAGGCUGGCCGGGAAGCCGCCCAAGCCCAAGUACAGCCCCUACAACAAGCUGCAGAAGAACGCUGCCCUCGCAGUGAGUAUUCUCAAGUCCAAGCUGGCUCUGCAGAAGCACCUCACCAAAGCGCUGGCGACGCGCUUCCUGCCCAGCCCGCUCACCACGGCUGUGUGUGCCAUGCCUGGGCCUCUUGCCCUGCGCCCGGCCGCUGCCACCACGCUCUUCCAAGCCCCGAUCCUCGGACCAGCCCUAUUCCGAACGCCGCCGGCCCACGUCCGCACCACGCCGGGCCCCAUCGUCUUCGCACCCUAUUAGAGCCGCUCGCCGGGGUCCAUCGGCCGUGCCAUGGGGCCGCUCGGGACACUGACUGCUCUCCUGGCUGAUGGGAAACCGUAGCAGUAGGCAUCGACCCAGGCUUCCCCUUUGCUUCCAGCUGGCUCCUGUUGGUGCACAACACGCUGCUGGAGCCCAGCCAGCCCCACUGUGCCCCCUCCUGCCGCUCCCCUGCCCACGCCGGCCCCGCAGGGGUUGGGCCGCGUGGGGUGAGGAUGGUGCUGGAGCCACCAGGACCUCGCUGUGCUGCUUGUCUGCCUCCCGGUUCCCACACUGGGAGGAGAGGAGCUGGCUGGUCCCUCGGGGAUGGAGCAGCCCUGGUCCCCGCUGGUCUCAGCUGUCCCACGCCAAAGAGCCGUCGGCCGCGGUGGUCACAUCCUCACUCUGAGAGCAAUAGGCAAAGCCUGGGACUCGCUCCUCUGCCCUCUGAAAGCACACAGCCUUUCUCCCAGGCACCCCGAGAAGCACAGAAUUUGGGCACAGGCUCUGCUCCCAUCUGGUUUGCGCUCCCUGAGGUGGGAAGGAGGGGACACUGCUCUGAGCCCUGCUUGGCGCCAGCUGUUUGCCUCCAUCCCACCCCCGGGGGGACAAUCCUGCCCCUACCUCAGGGGAGAUGCCGCGAGGCUGCGUGAACAUCCCCAAGGCACUUUUGGUUCUCCAGAGGAAGGCACUGUCGUUGCUCGCCGUCCACCCCAUCCCCAUUAGGAGCUUCCAAGGAGUUUGUGACUCCGCCAAGCGAAGGCGUCCCGGCAGCCCAGACAAUCAGGGAGGAAGGAGUAGACACCGCCAGCCUCCCUCGGAUGCUCUCUUUUCACUGUGCUCAGAAGAUCCAGCGAGGACCUGGUCUGAAAACUGUACCCGCAGCUCUCUGCGUUCCCAGUGCUGCUGUGAAUAGAAACCUGCAGGAAAGUCGCAACCCAAAUGGACCUCACGCUGGAGUGACGACCCACCCCGAUCUAUGCAAUCCCACGGGAGCGGCCGGCUCGUUGUUUGCUGUCUACGUUUUUGGUGCUCAGUCUGUAGGGCUGGGGGUGUUGUUUGGAGCAGAUAGGACACAAAGCAACACUCAGCUCUGUGCAGGUGGCUCCUCUGCCGUGCUGUCCCCUCCCAUCCCCAGGCUGGCUGCGGGCUCAGAGACCUCUGCAGGCAUCCCGGCACGAGGCCGUGUUUUUGCCCAGCCCUUGGGAUGAGGUGGUUUUGCACAUCUGGGAAUCCACACGCACAAACGCACAUAUCUGACAUCUUGGCCAUAAGCAACACGUGGAUUUCAGGAGGAUUUUGCCCAGUGCGCACCACCGAUGCUCAGGAUGAAGUCUUGGAGGUGUCCGGGGACCUGCUGCCACCUAAUGCUUCUGUUCCCAGAGCUGGGAACCUCAGGUGACAGCAGGGACUGCUGCAUGGAGGGAGCAGCUCCUGGGUCCCGCUGGCACAGAGCUCAUCUCCCACGUCUGGAGGGCACUCUGCUCACACCAUGGGCAGUGCUGACCCGUGGAGUGCUGCUGUUGUGUUCCCCGUGCAGAAGAGUACAAAGAAGCAUCUGGGUAUGGAUUUAUCUGCUCAGGGCAUCUCCCUCUACCUCAGGGAGGGAAGGGGAGAGAGGGCACCAGGGGAGGGGGGAUCAUGUAUGGAAAGAUCAGAGUAGACACGAGGUCCUGAGGCGGUGGGGAGACCUGCUUAGGAGAGCAGCUGAGGGUAGAAGGCUCCUGCAGCAGUGACAUGGAGUGGGGCUCACCAGCCUUGGGGACACGUGUGGCCCAGACCAAGAGACAACCCCGCAUCCCCCAGGACAGGAUCCUGCGCUGGUGGGGGCCCACGGGCAGCAGGAGGAUGUGGCUCUGACAGCAUCUCGAUGCCUAGCAGCCUGCAGCCACCCAGGCCCUCGCCAUACCCAUCUCACUGUGCUCUUCUCCAGGCCUCCUCUCAGCUCUGGCUGCAGCAGAGGGCAGCGCAUCUCCCCCUGCACGCACACACCAGCCCCGGAGCGCAGGGAGUGGGCAGCUGUGGCUGCUGCAGCCUGCAGGAGCAGCCGGGCACCACUGGGUUGUUUCCCCUGCAUUUUGUUCUAAAAAGCCUGUGCUGGAGCCAGCAGAGGCUGCUCCUGUCACCCCUCCACCAAUGGAGUCCUGAAACACUCCUACACUUGGCACUUUAACCCUUGAAAGCCAUUCCUUCUAAUAACAAUAAUACUGCAAUGAGCUGCAUAAGAACAUCCUGCCUCUAUCGCAUCCCCUUUGCCUCCAGAGACCCCUCCUUGCUCCCAUGCAAUCCAAAGCAUUUACUGCCUUUGACUUAGCAUAUGCUGUACUAGAUCGUAGGGCAUAGUCCAUAGCGCUCAGUAAGGCGUGCCCCUCUGUAAAUAACCUCAGAGUGAUGUGAACAGUUUGAUUCCAAAAAAAAAAAAAAACAAAAAAAAACCACAGAAAAAUGGAA
Molecule: messenger RNA, 4257 nt
Organism: Gallus gallus (chicken)
Lineage: Eukaryota; Metazoa; Chordata; Aves; Galliformes; Phasianidae
Gene: ZNF385C
Product: zinc finger protein 385C
Exons: 9
Coding region: 16-1809 (597 amino acids)
Cellular component (GO): nucleus
Molecular function (GO): nucleic acid binding; zinc ion binding
Source: RefSeq, a predicted model, not a curated record